UUUAAAUAGCACGUGGAUCCCGACUGGAGGAUGAUGGCGAGCGGGAAGGACGUGGACGCCGAUGGCCCAUUAGUACCGUCGUCGUCGGCAGCCGCGGGCUUGAGCAUCACGAUCCCGUCGUCGUCGUCGGGGCCGCCGCCGACGCCGAUGCCACUGGCGAGCCUCCCGAGCGUGAACCCGCCGCUGUACUUUGGCGUCGUCGAGAGCGCGGUCUUCCGCAGCAACAAGUUUGACGCAACGUCCUUCUCGUUCAUCUCGAGCCUCGGGCUCAACACGGUCGUGUACCUCUCGAGCGACGACCUCGGGCGCGAGCUCUCGGACUUCUUCAAGGACAAGGACAUUACGGUCUGCCACCUCGGCGCCAAGUACCGCAACGUCCGUACUCUCUCGGAGGGCAUGGCGAAGGAAGCGAUCGAGAUCAUCUUGGACCAGCGCAAGUACCCGGUCCUCAUCAUGUGCAAGACGGGCAUCCACAUCUCGGGAUCGAUCGUUGGCUGCCUGCGCCGGCUCCAGAACUGGAGCUUGACCUCGACGAUCGACAAGUACCGGAACCUCGCGGGCACGACCAAGACCAAGUUUGAGAACGAGCAGUUCAUCGAGUUCUUUGACGUCGACCUCGUGACGCUGCCGCCCCACCUCCCCGAGUGGUUUGUCCUCAACCAAAAGCUCAUGGAGGAGGAGCGCGCGGCCUUGGUGCGCAAGGAGUGCUUCCCCGGCGUUCUCCUCACGGGCACGGACGCGGACAAGGCCAUUCCCGCCUACCAGCGCUACUACUUUUCGACCCAAGGCCCGCUCACGUCGCCGUCCGUGACCUUUUCCGAAAAGCUCAGCCUCAUUGGCGACGACGACGGCGACUAAUCGACUACGUGUCCUUGCUCCUCA
Saprolegnia diclina VS20 is the source of this 882-nucleotide messenger RNA. RefSeq lists its product as hypothetical. The transcript is spliced from 3 exons. The record is from RefSeq and is a predicted model, not a curated record. NCBI's taxonomy places the organism in Eukaryota, Oomycota, Saprolegniomycetes, Saprolegniales, Saprolegniaceae. Gene Ontology annotation, molecular function: phosphatase activity. The coding region runs from base 31 to 858 and encodes 275 amino acids.